GCAAAGUAACCAAUGCGGGUCGGUGGGCGUGGGCAGGGGCGCCGCGAGAGGCUGGUUGUACGCGCUGAGGAGCCGUUACCCUCUUGCUGCCCAGGGCCUGCUGGCGCUGCCGACAGAUAUUUUAUAAAAUGUCUAAUGGUUAUGAAGAUCACAUGGCUGAAGAUUGCAGGGAUGAUAUUGGUAGAACAAAUUUAAUUGUGAACUACCUCCCUCAAAACAUGACGCAGGAUGAGUUACGGAGUCUAUUUAGCAGUAUUGGCGAAGUUGAAUCUGCUAAACUUAUUCGGGACAAAGUUGCAGGACACAGCUUAGGUUAUGGUUUUGUGAACUACGUGAGUGCUAAAGAUGCUGAAAGAGCAAUAAACACGUUGAAUGGCCUGAGACUUCAGUCAAAAACAAUUAAGGUGUCAUAUGCUCGUCCAAGUUCUGAAGUUAUUAAAGAUGCUAACUUGUAUAUUAGUGGACUACCAAGGACAAUGACGCAAAAAGAUGUAGAAGAUAUGUUUUCACGGUUUGGCCGCAUCAUCAACUCACGCGUACUUGUGGAUCAAACAACAGGUUUGUCCAGAGGGGUCGCUUUUAUCCGCUUUGACAAAAGGUCAGAAGCAGAAGAGGCAAUUACAAGUUUCAAUGGUCACAAACCCCCAGGUUCCUCUGAACCCAUAACUGUGAAGUUUGCAGCCAAUCCUAACCAGAACAAAAAUGUGGCACUAUUAUCACAGCUAUAUCAUUCACCAGCUAGACGAUUUGGAGGGCCAGUUCAUCACCAAGCACAAAGAUUCAGGUUCUCUCCUAUGGGUGUAGAUCACAUGAGUGGGCUUUCUGGUGUAAAUGUUCCAGGAAACGCAUCUUCUGGCUGGUGUAUCUUCAUCUACAACCUUGGUCAAGAUGCUGAUGAGGGAAUCCUCUGGCAGAUGUUUGGUCCCUUUGGUGCGGUUACAAAUGUGAAAGUCAUUCGAGAUUUCAACACCAACAAGUGCAAAGGUUUUGGUUUUGUGACCAUGACAAACUAUGAAGAAGCUGCAAUGGCCAUAGCAAGUCUUAAUGGCUACCGCCUGGGGGACAAAAUCUUACAGGUUUCCUUCAAAACCAACAAGUCCCACAAAUAACUUGCUCGUGCUUUUUGUAUGGAAUAGAUAAUUGAGUGACAGAAGUUUAAAAACAUUUUUGUUAGUGUAAAACUCAUUUUGCGCCAAUUUUCACAAGUGUUUGUCUUAGUCUAAAUGAGAAGUGAAAAAGGUUUUUAUACUCUGGGAUGCAACUGACAUGUUCAAAUGUUUGAAAUCCCACACGUUAGACCAAUUUUAAGUUCCUUAAGUUAUUUCAUUAAAAAUAUAUAUUAAAAAAAACCCCAUAAACUCUUAAGUAGAUUGCAUUAAUUAGACCCUCUAGAUGGUGGUAAAAUUGACGCAUGCUUUCACUUAUGAGACUAACAUUUCUUCUGUUAAAUGUUGUCUACAAAAACUGGAACUUUUAAAAAAAAAUUUUUUUAAACUGUCAAGUGGAUGCUGUUAGUAUGGUUCUUCUCCCCAGCCCCCAGUUCUCUGAUGGGGGAGGAGGGAAAGUUGAGAAAUAUUGAUGUUUUAGUUAGCACUACUUUGCUUUAUAAAGUAAUUUUCAUUGCUACAUCUAGUUGAGGAUUAGACUUCAUAGCAUGAAGGUCUUAUAAGUAGUAGCAUGCCAGCAUAACUUUUAACACCAUUGAUGAGGUAAGUUGCACACUGAACUGUUGUCAAAUUAAAAGGUUUCAUAAAAAAAAAGCCCAGUUUUUCAUAGGAAUGGACCAAAGAGUUUCAGAGAAACUUGGAAGGUUUCAGAGUCAAAACGAAACUCCAAAAGCAGUAUGAAUAUGUUUCUACUUGAUCAAACUGAAUUUCUUCUGUCCAAAUAUUUAAUGCAUAGUGCACUACUUACUGGUACAUUGUAAUGCGGAAAGAUAAUUAUUCACUUUCAAAGAUCAUUAUAGUUGGAAUUCCUAAGGAUAGUUCCAUUUUGUAAAAACAGUUAUAAACAUUUGAGCAUUGUGUUUCUCGCAUCCCUUCUAACGAGUGUUAGAUUUUUCUAUUUUAAUAGGAUGUUGUUUUGACAACUAGCUUUCCUUAUUGAACACUCAGCAGAAAAGUACGUACUUCUUGCAAGUUAGAUAUUAACAAAAACUGAUUUGUAGAUUUAAAGAUUAGUCCCUAAGUUUUCUGCAGACUGCCUUGAAAAUUUGAGUUGUUCUGUUUCUGUUAAUUUUCUUUUGCUUUUUUGUGUUUUUUGUUUGUUUUUACUUUUGCAUUUGAGACCAUUAAAUUUGAUUUUGUUUUGCUCAAAUUUUGUUUUGUUUUUUAUUUUAUAUUUUUUUGCCAACUAUUGCACAUUGUCCAAUAUUAAGAGUAAUGCUUUAAAGUAUAUAGAUCAUUAAAAUUUAAAAUUUGUUAAUCUGUCUUUUUGACAGAUCUGUAGGAGAAAAUAUUUGUGUAAAAACAAAAGCAUUAUAAUAAAUCUGUUGCAUAGAAAGUAUGUGCCAGACACUGAGUGAAACACACGUAUAUUACUGUGUAGACAAAUGGAACAAUAUAUCUGUGUUGUCUUCAGAGUCUGGAGGAAAUGCAGAAAUUGGGAUGACUUGUCAGCAAUUAUCUUUUGAGUGAACCUUUACCAAUUCCAAGACGUAGUUACUUCAGAUUCUGGAGGCAGUUCUGUGCAGAACUUUUGUGUGAUGCCCAAACAUUUUAGGAUCCUGUCUUCCAUCGUUACUCUGAUUUCUCUUUUUUCAGCAUCAGGAGAUGGAGUCCUGUGUUGCCCCUAGAAUUCUAUGAUCUCCUUUUCCGUACUUCAUUUUUUGGUUCUUUACACUUUCUUCAGUGAGCUGUUGGCCUUUCCUUUAAUGUGCAGCAGGCACCUUUUGCGGUUGUUUACUACUUCAGUGGUUGGCUAUUUUGUGGUUGUACACAGCUUUUCUCUACUGGCUUCAGAAGGGCCCAGAAAAGAGCAGACCUCUUUUGUAGGUUCUCUGGCAAUACUAAAUGAGCUGCCCUAGCUCCAGUGCAGUGUAUUUAAGUGCUUUCUGCUGCCUAAUGUGCGCUGCCUUUCCUUUUUGCUGUUCCCAUGUAAUCCAUGCUCCAAGAAGUAUAGUCAGUAUCAGAUAGUUGUAGGAUAAUGUUCUCUAAAACCAGCAGCUGCCAUUAGGUAAAAGGUAGAGAUUUGGCCCUCUGUGAACUCUUCAUUGGGCUGGCUCCUAUUUCCACUGUUUCCAAACCAUCAUUCAUGCUUCCUUCCAGUGAGCCAUAUUUUCUUGUAUCCUGUAGCUAGUUUGGGGUAUUCAGCGGCCUUGCAGGGAUUGCUCUACCCAUAUCUCCCAUGUUAGAUCUGAGAUUCUUAUGUAAAGUCCUCUCAUCUGUCCUGUCAACAUUUUUACCAGCCCUUGACUCCUUCACUAGAGGUCAUCUAUAAAGAUCCUGGAGUCUUUCUUGUAGCUCCUUUCAUCUCAAGGCUCAUUAAGAAACAUUUUAGCAGAACAGGGCAGCUGCAGUAAAGGGUUUGGUAGAGAGCUGCACAGGCCAGUCUUUAAAAUGAGAUUAUGAUGCCUCUAUGAUAUUAAACCAUUCAAAUGGCUCUGGCCCAUGCAGUCAUAUCAAAAGCUUCAUUGAUGUGAGUUUGCCAAACCCUGCUCUUAAAGAGUAAAGGCAACUCUCUCCAUUAUCCUUGAAGACUUUGACAUAGCUCUCCAUUGUUGGCUGCUUCGUGCAAUAUACUGAUUUUUUUCUUACAUCUUUGCUCAGUAAGCAUGAGAUACAACUUCCUGGUUUCACACUUGGACUCUAUUUCUAGGACUCAUCUUAUCCAAGGUUCCUUAAACAGUUUUGUGGGGAAUGCUUAAUCUAUCAGCGAGGCCAUUCACCCACGCAAACUACAACUCAGCUAGCUAGGAGAAAAUUGGGGAGAAGAACAUUUGUUUAAUUCCUUAGGGGAUCAUAAUUAGCCAGACAGUAAGGCUACACAUUUCUCUUUCAGUUAUCCAGGUUUAGGAGCCACUUUAAGCUCAGUCUCUGGCUAGAUAUAAAGUCUUUUUUGUUGCUGUCCCUAAAAAUUCCAGUCUGACUGCACAGGUGGAGGCCUAUGUUCACUUUUUUUUAUAACUAACCAGAUGGGUAAUUCUGACCCAUACCAGGCCUGCUCUCUCUCAAUCCCUGUGUUUCCAUCCUGAAUUCUGCAGUCUUUAAUCUUAUUAGAAUUGAGUGUAAUCAAUUAUUUCUUCUGUUUGGUGUGUCUAUCAUUCAGCACGCUACACACUUCUCACUUUCUACCUGGAUCAUCAACACUUCCAGCAUUGUAGUUACAUGUUUUGUUCAUACACAAAUUCUUCAGGCCUUAAUUUUGUAUAAGAUAGUUGGAAAGGUGCCUCAGCAUAAUUUACUUUUUCUCCAGGUUCAGAUAUCACUCAGGAGGUGUAACGUAAAAAAUCCUUAUUGAAGGGAAAUUUGCUGUUAAAGUAAUGUUUCCAGGAUAAUUCUGUCAUCAGAAUUACAAGGUUUCAAAGGAUGGAGCUUGCACUUGUCACAAACUGUGUCAAGGUUCUUGUCCAACAAAGCUAAAGAAGAAUCUGACCAUCCUGGAAUCAAGGACAGUGGGUCUGGCGGGCAGAGGGUUUCCUUCAUUACAUCUCCUCACCAGCCAUUCUGAGAGAACAAAUUUGGCAGUUUAUAUAAUCUCGAAAAAUUAGUCAGUUUAAAAUUCAAAUUCACUUUUGUUCUAGGCAACCUGCAUACUAAAAGGAACUGGCAAGUGAGAACAUCAGUAACACAAACAUUUUCCAUGUGGGUCAACCCACAAAUGGAUCUGUUUGCUUCAUUUAAUAGUAUUCAGCUACUCCAUUUUCUCCCAAACACAGAGAUUCCUGGCUUUUGAAAGGUGGAUUCCUUUUCCUAUUGGUAAAUGCAGUUGUUAGCAUUUGCUCCUGCAAAUCUUUUGAUAGUUGGUCCUCCUUCAGAACUUUGGGCACUCAUCUCAGCUGAUAUUUCUUUCAUUCCCUCUAGGAUUUCUAUAAUCAGAGUUGAUGAGUAGUCUUAGUCUUCUGCAGAUGUGUCUGCUUCUCUUCAUGCCACUCUGCUCUCCAUCAUGAAAUUUAGGUUGGAUGGGAAUCUUUGCAUCCUUCCUUAUGUUUUCCUCUUCUUUCUAUUUGUAUUUGUCUGUCUUGCCAAGCAUCUCUUGUGGCUCUUGCAGCUCUUGCUCCAAUUAGGCUGUUACAGGACCAGAAUUUGGAUGCUAAACACGUUGUCUGCACAGGACUGCAUCCAGAAUUUGACAUGGGCAUUGCUGCUGGAGUUUCACUCUAAGAUGAGACCUUUUUAUAGGUAAGGCAAAAGUAUCCUAAUUAUAACCAUGAAAUGACGUCUGAAAUUCUAUGAAAAUGUUCUGGGCAUUAGCUAUUGUUACAGACAUUUUAAAUAUUAAAUAUUUUUAAUCUGGUAAAAUUCAAUGUUUUCAAAAGAAGUCAAAUUAAUUGGAAAAGUAUUCAGAAAUUGGUUUUUUCCAGUUUUUUACUUGUAUUAUAUUAAUAUAAGUAAUAUUUAUUAAACCUUCCAACAAUCCAUUUUCACUUACUUUGCAAGAUCCCAUAUGGAUGGAAUUCACCCUUGUGUAGGUGGUUAACAAAGCCUGUGUGCCACGUUAGCCUUCCAUAUAGACUUGUGUUGGCAUUUGCACAGGGAGAAUUUCACCUUUAAAAAAAAAAAAAAAAAAAAAGAAGCUAUGAUGUGCUUUUUUACUAGAUGCAAAGAUAAAUACAGCUCUUUCACAGGAGUUGGCAGCAACAAAAUAAUACAGAGAAUCAUGAAAGCUAUGAACUGAGAUGAAGUAAGCAACUUGUCAUAGUGUUUUUAGUCUGUUCCAAAUACAUUGAUCCCUUAAUUCUCCUAUUUGCAAACUGUUCCCAUGAUCUCUAGAGUAAGUAGAAGGGUAUUUUUAACCUUGAAGCUAUUAUAUUUAGGUUAAUUUAGAAUCCUGUGCCUCCACUUUAAUAUGAGGUCGAGGUGGGAGGGGGACAGAAUUAAGCCAAAACAGUCAUGCUGCCUCCUCCCCUAUAGUGUAUGUCAACCUCUCUUCUUCCAUUCUGUUGGUUUGGGACUGUGAAGUAUUUCAAGAUCAUGCUGUGGAUGGAAGGGGAAGAGCAGGAGGCAUCACUCACCAGGGCAGUAUCCCCCUCAGUGUUGUCUAAUUUUUUUUCUUUCCUCUUGGGUUUUUUUUUUCAGUACAUCUGCAUUAUGAUAGCAUCAGAAAACACACUAAUAAUAUUGAGGUAUUCAAGUCAUUGGAAUAGGUUAUGACUCUCACUGCAGUUAAAUGUAGGUGAUUAGUAUAUGGUCAUUUACUAUAUUGCAAAUGACCAAAUGGCGUUGAAUAUCUUUCCUCUUUUCCACAUUUGUUUUAUAGGAGUUUACAAAGUUGUAGCAAUGUUAUUUGUACAAAGCAGUUCAAAGUUUUCAAAUAAAUUACUGUAGCAAUUACUAUAGAGACAACUUUUAGCAAUUGAAAUAAGUCUCAACUAAAAUGUAGAUAUUUCCCGAAGUCCUAAAGUGGUUGAGAUUCUUCAGAAAUGUCAGAAAAGGGUCUCAGCUUCAGAAUAUUCUAAGCUGGAGUGAUUAAAGUUAAAUGUAUACAGUUUUAUAAUAAUAAAAUAUGUACUAAUUAAUUGUAUAAGGGUAUCCCCAAAAGUACUUGAUUAGUUCUAACACAUUUGCUUUUUGGAAUUAGGGCGGCAUAUAAUUACCUAUAACAUCUUAUGUAGUUUGUAGAAACUUUUAAAAAAUUCACAACUUUUUAAUGAAAUAUUGGUGAUGUCCUGGUUUUCCAUAAUUCUUAAAACACAGAGCACGCCCUUCACUUAGGACUUUGUCAUAAUACUACCUCUGAUAUAAGGUUACUGAAAUAUUACUUCCAAAAUGGGGAAGUAAGUUUGUAACAUUGUUGAGCAAGCACCUUAUUACACUGUUUCUAUUUUUUUUUUGGCUCCUAAUAAUUAGUUUUUGAGUGAAGGGACCACAUUCACGCUAAGCAUGAAUGGGCUCACCUCCAUUUAAGUCAGUGGAGUUGUAUUCAUUUAGUUAAGGACCCAAUUUAUCACUUUUGUACCACAGUUUCUUUAAUCUCUAUUUCAUGGCAGAAGAAUUUUCUGCUGUGCUAAAUGAAGGUUCCUUAAUAUUGUGUCUACACUUCUUGUUUAUGCUGGGAAACCUCAGCACUGUAAGAUUGAUAUUGAUCAGAAGGCUAAGCAUUGUAAUCUAUAGUAUAUGCUACUGGGUUUCUACUAUAUUAUGAAAAUACAUGGAUUUCAAAGAAAACACAAUGAUCCCGCUCCCCUUUUUAAAUUGAGAUUUUCAUGUAAUGCACAACUUAAUUUGUCCAAGGUAUAACCAAUGGAAUUGAAAAUUAAAGUUUAACGUCUCUAAAUUUCUUGUCUUAGUUCUAAUCAGGUACAGCUUUCUGUAGGCUUUUUAUAGCAUUCAUAUGUAGUAUUUAAUGAAAAGUUGGGUGUAUAUUUUCCCCUGUGCAUGGUAAAAACACAAUUGAUGUUAAAGCUUUUAUGAUCUCUAAGACAGAACACAAAGCACCGAGUGGCUUUGCCUUUAAAACCUAUUGUUGCUUUGUUCAAUCUUGCUGCAAUUCUUUGUUGUGUACUAUACUUGGUAAACAAUUUACCGGAACAAUUUUAACUAGAAAUAUUUUUCUGUUGAGUGGAAUUUUCGACACUUAAAUUCUUUUGUUGCUGUGAUGAUGGAAAUUCAGUAAUAGUGGAACAGCCACCUUGAAUUCUUGUGUUCACAUUUUAGAAACUUCAUUCUCAUAUUAAUUAUUGUUCCCUAUUUUUAAACUUUUAAACAACUUUUCAGUGAUAUAGCUAAACUUUUUCACUUGGUCAUUAAGAAGAAAAUUACUUGAGACAUUUGAAGCAUCAUAAGUUGGGAUAAACCUUUAUUUGACCAG
Molecule: messenger RNA, 7968 nt
Organism: Pelodiscus sinensis (Chinese soft-shelled turtle)
Lineage: Eukaryota; Metazoa; Chordata; Testudines; Trionychidae
Gene: ELAVL1
Product: ELAV like RNA binding protein 1
Cellular component (GO): ribonucleoprotein complex
Molecular function (GO): RNA binding
Source: RefSeq, a predicted model, not a curated record